GGCGCAGCCCUGGCAGUGCAGCCGUCGCAGCGUGGCCGUGGAGGGGCUCUCAGCGCGGGCGUCGUGCCAUUGAAGGGUGCCGGCCCCGAUCCUCGCUCCCGUCGGGGGCUCCGCUCCGCCCCACCGCCACCGCCGCUCGGAUUUGCCUUUCGCGCAGCCAAGAGGGGCGCCUCCCUCCCUCGACGGCCAGCCAAGCCCGGCUCGGACGCCCCGGCGCGCAAGCCAGCCCUGCCUCGCCCGCAUCAUGGGCAGCCACAGCUCGAAGGCGGCCAAGGGGGACGUGAUGGGCCAACAGCAUCCCGCCGAGGCAGCCGCCGGCGCCGCCUCGCCCUCCAAAGCCAACGGCCAGGAGAAUGGCCAUGUGAAGGUAAACGGAGACGUUUCGCCCAAAGCUGACGGAGAGGCUGCUCCCCUCAAUGGCAACGGGUCUGCCGAGCCAGUUAAAGAGGAGCCCAAGGCAGAGGCAGGCAGUGGGGAUGCUAUUGAGCCUGCACCAGUGGCUGAAGGGGCAGAUGCCAAGCCGGAGGCUGCGGCUGCUGCCUCUGGAGCUACCAAAGAGACCCCUAAGAAGAAAAAGAAGUUCUCUUUUAAGAAACCCUUCAAGCUGAGCGGCAUCUCCUUCAGGAAGACCAAGAAGGAGGCUGGCGACACAUCAGCUGUGUCCUCCCCCAGCGAGGAGCAAGGAAAAACAGAGGCUAAGGGGGAGGAGAAUGCAGCUUGUGCCGUUGCAGAGACAGAGGCAGCCAACGCAACCAAAGAGGAAGCCCCUGAGGAGAAGGGUGCAGCCCCAGCCGAAGCUGCCCCUGCUGUGGAGGCUCAGCAGGAAGUGGAGGCCCCAAGGGAGGAGAGCAACCCAGAGCAGGGGCCUGUGGAAGAAAAACAGCAACCUGUGGAGGGUCAGGAGGACAGGAAGCCAGAAGAGACCUCGAAACCAGGGGAGGCUGAGCCCAGUCCUGCACCUGGGCUUCCUGAGGCCAAGGAAGAAUAGAGCCAACUUGUUGUGCACCUAACUUAAAAAUUUAAAAAAAAACACAAGAGACUUUUUCGUGCCAUCCUUCUCAUUCCAGUAACCCCAUGGAAUUGCUGCCUUGUUCACACACACAACACGUCUCUCUCCUACGUUCAGCAUAGAACUGACAAGCUUUUUCACCCCCAAUUUUUUCCUUUUUUUUGUUUUGUUUUCCCCACUUCUUGUCAGACACUGUAAAGCUUAAAAAAAUGCCACUGGGAUACUUUUGGUACUCUGCACAGCCACCGUUGCCACUCGGAGCGAGCUUCCUUAAAUCUUUCUUAAGACUGUACGGAGGAAGACUUCCUGGACCUAACUGGAACUUACUCAGUUUAAUGAGACUCCAGAUGUUAACACCAAGUUCUGGUCUCUUGGAUCUUCUGUUUCUACUAACCCUCAUCAGAGCAGCUUCUUUGUUUCUCAAAGCCCGAUAAGCCAGCAACUGACCGUUCUUCCUCAAAAACGGAUAUUUCUCUUAAUCUCUCGGUUUACAUUCCUGGUUCUGAAUUCCUUUAAAAGUAUUUUGUGCUUUUUAUAGAAACCAACAGUUUAAAAGCUAAUCUGGUUAGUUUUUUAUAAUGUCUUGCUAUUGGCUUAAAACCAUAAAACGUGUAAGUCCACUGUGUUUAAUUUCUCUUCAGAAGGAGAACUUCUUUGGGGUUUGGGAGGGGGGGACUUGGAAGGGCCGAGGGAGGAGAGGUAGGGUGGGCGAGUGCCAGCUAUACGAUGUGGUUUUUGUUUCCUUGUCUUUGUAAAUAAUUUUUUAAUGACCCGACUUCUGAUCUGCAUUUUUCUAACUCCUAAAUAAAAAGUUGUAUGGGUCUUAUUGUAACAUUUGAAAGGAAUAAAUGGUGACCCCCCUGCCCCCCA
This is a messenger RNA of Sphaerodactylus townsendi, 1879 nucleotides long. It is a transcript of the gene MARCKSL1, whose product is annotated as MARCKS like 1. Gene Ontology annotation, biological process: central nervous system development; actin filament organization. The record is from RefSeq and is a predicted model, not a curated record. Gene Ontology annotation, molecular function: calmodulin binding; actin filament binding. The coding region runs from base 245 to 988 and encodes 247 amino acids. The transcript is spliced from 2 exons. Gene Ontology annotation, cellular component: plasma membrane; cytoplasm. NCBI's taxonomy places the organism in Eukaryota, Metazoa, Chordata, Lepidosauria, Squamata, Sphaerodactylidae.